Messenger RNA from Manis javanica (Malayan pangolin), 5467 nucleotides. RefSeq names its product praja ring finger ubiquitin ligase 2 (gene PJA2). Gene Ontology annotation, cellular component: cytoplasm. The record is from RefSeq and is a predicted model, not a curated record. Gene Ontology annotation, biological process: protein ubiquitination. Gene Ontology annotation, molecular function: ubiquitin protein ligase activity. Lineage: Eukaryota; Metazoa; Chordata; Mammalia; Pholidota; Manidae.
CCGCCGCCGCUUGUGCUUCCGUCGCCGCUGCCGCCGGCCUCUACGUGUUCGGCGGGGGAGGAGUCGGAGGCGGAGAAGAAGGCGGUGGUGGCGGGUGGAGGAUCGAGCGCUGUUCUCGCGCCGGAGCCGCUGCACAGUUCGGAAUCUUCUGCAGCUUAUCCAUUGUGUGAAUAAAAGUUAAUCAUAUCCGUAAUUCCACUGAACUGGGCACACAGAAACUGCCAUAUAUGUCACAGUAUACUGAAAAAGAGCCAGCAGCAAUGGAUCAAGAAUCCAGCAAAGCUGCCUGGCCCAAACCAGCAGGGGGAUAUCAGACAAUCACAGGGAGAAGAUACGGAAGAAGACAUGCGUAUGUCAGUUUUAAACCAUGUAUGACCAGGCAUGAACGAAGUUUAGGUCGGGCUGGUGAUGACUAUGAAGUGUUGGAACUAGAUGAUGUGCCAAAGGAAAAUUCCUCAGGUUCCGGUCCAUUGGAUCCAGUUCAUUCUCCUUUACCCAACGAGCCUUUAUUUGAAAAAAGUGAAACGGAAAUUUCCACUUGUGAUACAGCACUGAAUCAAACCGUUGAGAGCAGUCCAUCCUUUGCUGCAGUACCUCAUAGUGAGGAAGGCAGGGAGGCCUUAGGAAGCAGUCCGAAUCCUCAUAAUCACUCUGAGGGAGAAUAUACUCCAGGAGCUGUUAAUGCUUCAGGUGUCCAAAAUGGAAUUGCAUUGGUUCCUACUGACUGUUCUGAUCCAAGUGGCAGACAUGGAGAGGAUAAUGAUCGUCUUCAACUUCCUGCACAAGUUGUGGAAGGCGAUAGAUACCAGGAACCAUUGGGCAGUACAGUAUUUGAGUUGGAAAAUGGAGAGGUAGCGGCAUACACUGGUCUUUCACCACCAGUUCCCUCUUUUAACUGUGAAAUAAGAGAUGAGUUUGAAGAGUUAGAUUCAGCAUCGUUAGGGAAAGAUUCUACUGGUGAUACUGAGUUUGUCAAUCAGAACAAUCAGGAAUUUCAAAGGUCCUCUUCUGAAGAUGAAGUUAUAGAGAAACAACAAAACAAUACUAGCCAGGAGGGACAGACAGAAAAUUCAGCUGAAGAUUCAGCCUGUGCUCCAGGACAUAUUUGUAGUGAACCAAACACCAGAGAUAGGGACAGGAACCAGGAAAGUUCUCCUGAACAGGUGGUAAGGCCCAAAGUUAGAAAACUGGUAAGUUCAAUCCAGGUGGACCAAGAAACAGGUUCUAAUAGGCAUGAGGCUAAACAAAGAAGUGUUCAGAGGUGGAGGGAGGCUUUGGAAGUUGAGGAAAACAGCUCAAAUGACCUCUUAAUAAAAUGUGAUGACUACGAUGGAGAGCAUGACUGUAUGUUCUUGGAUCCACCUUACUCAAGAGUUACACAGAGGGAAACAGAAAAUAACCAAAUAACACCAGAAAAUGGAGCCACAGCAGGAAGGCCAGAAGUUGUGGAUAAUACCUUUUGGAAUGGUUGUGGAGAUUAUUACCAACUGUAUGACAAAGAUGAAGAUAGUUCAGAAUGCAGUGAUGGAGAAUGGUCUGCUUCAUUGCCUCAUCGGUUUUCUGGUACAGAAAAAGAUCAGUCCUCAAGUGAUGAAAGCUGGGAAACUCUGCCAGGAAAAGAUGAGAAUGAACCUGAACUACAGAGUGAUAGCAGUGGUCCUGAAGAAGAAAACCAAGAAUUAUCUCUUCAAGAAGGGGACCAGACGUCCUUGGAAGAGGGAGAAAUUCCUUGGUUACAGUACAAUGAAGUCAAUGAAAGCAGCAGUGAUGAGGGAAAUGAGCCUGCCAAUGAGUUUGCACAGCCAGAGGCUUUCAUGUUGGAUGGUAACAAUAAUCUUGAGGAUGACUCCAGUGUGAGUGAAGACUUAGAUGUGGACUGGAGCCUGUUUGAUGGUUUUGCUGAUGGACUGGGAGUUGCUGAAGCUAUUUCUUAUGUGGAUCCGCAGUUCCUCACCUACAUGGCAUUAGAAGAACGCUUAGCCCAGGCAAUGGAGACUGCCCUGGCACAUUUAGAGUCUCUUGCAGUGGAUGUCGAGGUGGCCAAUCCACCAGCCAGUAAGGAAAGUAUUGAUGGUCUUCCAGAGACCCUUGUGCUUGAAGAUCACACUGCUAUUGGUCAGGAGCAAUGCUGUCCAAUCUGUUGCAGUGAGUAUAUUAAGGAUGAUAUAGCGACAGAGUUACCCUGCCACCAUUUCUUUCACAAACCUUGUGUCUCAAUUUGGCUACAGAAGUCAGGGACAUGCCCUGUGUGCCGCCGUCAUUUCCCACCUGCAGUGAUUGACGCGUCUCCAGCUGCCGCCUCCGAGCCUGAACGCAAUGCCCCACCUGCCAGCGACAGCACUGCAGAAGCCCCCUAAACCUCAGCACUUGAAUGAGAUCAGUCUGUCCAAGUAAAUCUGCAAAUUCCUUCUAAAUCUGAGUGCAAAUAAUUAUAUAUACAUAUAUUAAAAAUGCUAUAUAGAGUCUAUGCCAUUGUUUAGAAAGAGAAUAUUAACCUUUCUAAACUAAACUUAGGUUUGCAGAAACUACUAAACAUUUUCAAGCUGAAUGUUGAAGCAGUGCAUCCAUUUUCUUUAGUUGAAUAUGUUGAUAUUAACUGUAAAGUCAAGCUUACCAACUAACUCUACAGAGGAAAUGAUCAUCUAUGGUGGCACACUUUACUAGUUUUGUCUGAAGUACUGCCACUAAGUGAUUAUGAUUAGACCAUCCUAUUUGCAUCAUAUGUGAAGACUGUGACCACAAUAGUGGUAAAGUUUGGUUUUAUUGGAAAUAAAAAUAAUUCUAAAGCAUGCUUUUUCAUUGAUUGAUCCCUUUGCUACAUCAGAACCUGUUGGUUCAUAAUAACUGAAUUUUUUUUUUUUUUAGAAAGGUGUCUAUUCCUUCAUCUUUAUUUAAAGUUAGGACUUUUUAGAAUACCAGACAAAGGCUAAAAUUUUUUGCUAGAACAUCACAAAAUUUUUAAAUCUAAACUUAAUCCCCUUGAAAUAGGUAAUAAAAUAAAUUAUUAUUUUUAAUGGUGUAUGUACUUUAAGUUAGUAAGGCAUUUGGAUGCUUUACUAUGGCUGGUGCUUAAGGUAAGGUUGGUAAAGAAUAUGAACAGUCUAGUGCUCAGAGUUUGGUACAAAGAGAUGAAGUAGAUGGCCUUAUGAAAUCCUUUCUAUUGGUCAAGAUUAUACGUGAAGAUCCAGAAAACUCAUGGCACAUUUGUUUAAUAUAUAUUGGAAAUAGGUAGUUUAAGGUAAUUUUGGUUCUAAAAUAUUUUGGAAAGUCUGAAAAAAUGCAUAAAUUAUUUAAAUGCUCAUUCUGUUGUAUCCCAAAGGAAAAUCUGAUCCUUAAAAAUACUAGAAGUUUAAUUGUACUAAUUUAUAUAAAGCAUAAAAUUGAUGAGGGCAUAGGACAGAUUUGGCCAUAUUUUUUAAAACAUAUCUAAACCUUACUAUGCCAUGUUUAUUCCUUUAAAGUAUUCCUGAACAAGUAUUGUUCAUACUACAUUUUCAGUAAUUUGUUUCUUUACACUAAUUUAUUGUGGUAAAAUUAUUCAGCUGGAACUAAAAUAGGAACAGGUAGUUUCAAAUUAAGCCAUGGUAAGAAGGGAGUAAGUAGAUUGUAUGAUUGCCUACGGACUGUGUGACUAGAACUGAACAUGUAACACAGUUCCUUUCUUAUUUUCCUUUCUCAAAGAGAAAAAGAGAAAAAGAGAUCCUGACCUUGGAUUUACCCUGUAAAAGUUCUCUCCACAAGCUUCUACAUAAGUGAGAAAAAUCAGCUUUCUUUAAUCUUUAUAGGAAAUUUGACCCCUGGGUCAUCUCUGUAAUUACAUAACCCCAAACUAAAAUUGUACAGCUUUCCAUUUAGGUAAUCAUACCCAGUAGGCAAGUAUGCUCAAACAUGGGCAUAAUAAUUUAAUUUACCGAUGUGAUUUGAUAUCAACACCAGAGAAUGAUGGGUAUUAGAAUACCACAUAUGAGCAAGUUAAAUAGUAAAACACAUAGUAAAUGUACAUACAUCCAAGUAGUACAUUGAUAAUUUAGUUUGGACACAUAAAAGGAAUAUUUAUAUGGCUUCCCAAAUAUAAAACUACAUUUUAUUUGUGUAAUUUCUCAGUGUUUAUAUUCCAUCUCUUUUCUUCAUUAAGAAUAAGUGAAUUUUCACUGUUGGCACAUUUGAGGCUUUAAUAUAAGCAACAUAACACUUGCAUUCUAGUUUUUGCAUAUAUUGUAAAUGUGUCUGGUAUUUACAGCAAAAUACUGUGUAUCAUUUUAUGGGUAAAACAAAACUAAACAUUGCAUGCAUGUAAUGUGGUGACUUUGUAAUUUACAGGAUCUUUGGGGCUUCUGUGACUUUGGAAAUGCUUACAAUCAGGCCUUAAUGUUGCAUUAGCUGGCAUGUUUUCCUUCUGAUGUAUAUAGUCACUGUUCUAUAAACUAAUUUGCUUGUUUUCUACACUGUGAUCUUUCCAUACUAUAUUUCAUUGAUGAUCAGUUAGAGUCAAGGAGUCAAAUCAGAUUAAAAUUUUCAUGUGUAUAUUGUGAAAUUUGUGGCUAGUGUGAUAUUUUUGUUUUUGUUUCUGGAAAUUUGUGACUAUUGUGAUUUUGUUGUUGUUUGUUUCCUUUAAAUAAUAUUGAUCAGUUGUGACACUUAGUGGUUAAACUGAUAUUGCUACAGAUUUCUCUGUAGUAAGCCACAUUAUAUUUAGGCAGGAUUAAGGGACCUUGGUUUUCUUCUAGAUAGCAGCUGUCCCAAAGAAAAUAUUCUUUUUUGCCUGUUAAGAUUUAACUAUUAUCUGCCAGUUGUUAAGAGGUUUUGGUUCCAAACUCAACGAGCAGUGUUGAGAGCUGAAGUUAAGAUAGCUGUUGUACUUUUUGCUUUCCAUCUGUUUCUGUCCUUCAUUCUUGGCUCCCUAUUAUCUAUAAACAGCUGCUAUGAAGGAGAAAAAGUUGAAUAAGAAUUGGCUAAAACAUUUUUUUUUAAAGAAGAUUGAUAUUUUAAGAUUUUCAUUUUAACAAGCUGGUAGAAGCUGAGGCUGACAAGUUCAGAUACCAAAAUAUUGUUUGAAUCUUUGAAAUAUUGUUUGGAUCCUUUUGAAGAAGGUAUUAGUAAUAAGAAUAAAUAUUGAUGAAAAUACUGUUUCUCUUAUUUCUCUGUGUUAAGUGAUUUGACCUAAUAAUUUUAUUUUUUUUAAACAUUUUCUUCUUUCAUGUAAUAUGAAUGCCAAUAUUUAAAGGUAGAUCUAUGUGGUUUCUUUUGUGUUUCCUGUUUAUCGCUAAGCUAUUAACUCUCAAGGUUAUUUGUGAUUUGGAUUUACAUAUAAGCUGUUAAACAUAUAUGAACUGUUAAAUGGAAUGGAAGUUUUCAAAAGCCCAGGUCUAAAUAUAAUGAUUGGUUUAUUGUUCUACAAGCCCAGUCCAUCUUUUUCCGUGUAAAUCAUAAACAAUAAACAGGAUAUACUCAGUGGUCAUUUCUAAUA